Molecule: messenger RNA, 1237 nt
Organism: Eleginops maclovinus (Patagonian blennie)
Lineage: Eukaryota; Metazoa; Chordata; Actinopteri; Perciformes; Eleginopidae
Gene: mrpl16
Product: mitochondrial ribosomal protein L16
Exons: 5
Coding region: 184-960 (258 amino acids)
Biological process (GO): mitochondrial translation
Cellular component (GO): ribosome; mitochondrial large ribosomal subunit
Molecular function (GO): rRNA binding; structural constituent of ribosome
Source: RefSeq, a predicted model, not a curated record
AUGCAACUUCAACAUCGGUUGCAUUAAAACCGAAGAAGAAAAAGCACCACAGAAAUGGCAGCGACCUUGUACAGAGCAUGAUGUUGAUAAUGCUUUAAUAAGUUAACCACCUUAAAAUGCUCUUAUAUCGACCACACAUUGUGACAGUUUGGUGUUUAUAGUUUCCAAUCAAAGGGUAGUAUCAUGUUUUCCAUCAUAAAGGCUGCUGUCGGCGGAUUGACCGGUAUCUGUCGACUGAACGGUCACCAGCAAGGUCUUUUACAUGGCCACCUGAAAGUCCUGGCUGCUUGCCUGAGGACACAUGAGAUUCCUCCAGACCACAGUGAUGUGGUGCUGCCAGAGAGACGCAAACUGAAGUUUAUGAACAAGAUGCCUAACUUUAAAAAGGCCAAGAAAGAGAUGAAGAAUCUGAAAGAUAUCCAAGGCCCAGCAAAGGCAGCCAAUGCUUUCACUAUGGGAGAGUUUGCUAUUGUGGCUAUGGGAGGUGGCUACAUUCAUUGGGGUCACAUUGAGAUGAUCCGUCUAACCAUCAAUCGCAAGAUGGAUCCUAAGACUACAUUUGCCCGUUGGCGCAUCAAUGGUCCAUAUAAGCCUGUCACGCGUAAAGGGCUGGGCAUGCGCAUGGGCGGGGGCAAGGGAGCCAUAGACCAAUACGUGACACCUGUGCGCUAUGGCCGCUUUAUAGUGGAAGUUGGAGGAAAGGUGGAGCUUGGGGAGAUUGAGCAUAUCAUGACUGAAGUGGCAAAAAAGCUACCCUUCCCAGCCAAGGUAUUCAGCAGGGCGAGCCUAGCAGCCCUGCAAAUGAAGCAUGCUGACAUGGAGCAGAACAACCAGAAUCCCUGGACCUUCAAGGAGAUAACGCACGGCAACAUGAUGGGGAUCAGGAAAGUGCUCAGCCCCAAAGACCUGUGCACCAACGGACGCUUUGCAGGCAAAUUUCACCUCCCAUGGAGGGUGUGAUGGACCGGAGGGACACAAAUGGCUGCAGUGUCUGUCAUAUUGUUUACCAUCCAGGCCAAAAUGUUCCGUCAUUUUUGGGAAUCUUAUUUCAUUUGAGUUUUUUUACACACAUAUUAAUGAAUUUGUCAAAGAGAUGUUUCUUCAAUUUCCUUAAAAUAAAAAUAAUAAUUUGAAGGUCUUUCGGUGUAAUCUGUUGAAAAAAGAUCCGAAACAGAAGUGUAAACAAAUCUACAGAUCUCACUUAAUGUGAAAUGAAUAAAAAAAACUGUUGAUUGCA